Pipistrellus nathusii (Nathusius's pipistrelle) is the source of this 771-nucleotide messenger RNA. Lineage: Eukaryota; Metazoa; Chordata; Mammalia; Chiroptera; Vespertilionidae. The record is from the annotation of a GenBank genome assembly.
AUGGAUCCCGCGGCCAGCAGCUGCAUGCGGAGCCCCCACCCCCCGGCCCCCGUCUGGGGCUGCCUCCGGAACCCCCUCUCCGAAGGCAGCGGGGCCUCGGGGCUGCCCCACUACCCGCCCACCCCGUUCUCCUUCCACCAGAAGCCAGACUUCCCGGCGGCGGCGGCGGCGACGGCAGCGUACCCCGACUUCUCGGCCUCCUGCCUGGCGGCCACCCCGCACAGCCUGCCCCAGGAGGAGCGGGUCUUCGCCGAGCAGCACCCCGCCUUCCCACAGCCCCCCGACUGGCACUUCCCCGGCUCAGAGGCCCGGCGGAGGCUCACCCCGGGCCCCACGGGGGGCUGCAGGGACACGGGGGCCAGCAGCCCGGGGCUGGUGGACGCCGCGGGAGGCCCGGCAGAGGACUGCGAGGUCUUUGGGAGCACCGCCAGUGAGACGGAGAAGAAGGCAUCCAGGCGGAAAAAGGACGGUGCAGACAACCAGGAGAACCGAGGGAAAGCGGAGGGCGGCAGCAAAGCCCGCAAGGAGAGGACGGCAUUCACCAAGGAGCAGCUGCGGGAGCUGGAGGCCGAGUUCGCUCACCACAACUACCUGACCCGGCUCCGGAGAUACGAGAUCGCUGUGAACCUGGAUCUGUCCGAGAGGCAGGUCAAAGUGUGGUUCCAGAACCGAAGGAUGAAGUGGAAGCGUGUGAAGGGGGGCCAGCCCAUCUCCCCUCACGGGCAGGACCCCGAGGAUGGGGACUCUGCAGCUUCUCCGAGUUCGGAGUGA